CUUUCCUCUCCAAACCUCCUUCCUGCCGCCGGAGCCUAUUUCUCCCUCGCACUCUCCCGCGCGUUAAGGGGAUCUUCUCGUGGGGAGCAGAUCUCCGCGCGGUUGCGACCCCAAGCCUAGCAACAUGUGGAACGCGACGCCCAGCGAGGAGCCAGAGCCUAAUGUCACUCUGGACCUGGACUGGGACGCUUCCCCAGACAACGACUCGCUGACGGACGAGCUACUGCCUCUGUUCCCCGCGCCGCUGCUGGCGGGCGUCACCGCCACCUGCGUGGCGCUCUUUGUGGUGGGCAUCUCGGGCAACCUGCUCACCAUGCUGGUGGUGUCCCGCUUCCGCGAACUGCGCACCACCACCAACCUCUACCUGUCCAGCAUGGCCUUCUCGGACCUGCUCAUCUUCCUGUGCAUGCCACUGGACCUCUUCCGCCUCUGGCAGUACCGGCCUUGGAACUUUGGCGACCUGCUCUGCAAACUCUUCCAGUUCGUCAGCGAGAGCUGCACCUAUGCCACGGUCCUCACCAUCACCGCGCUGAGCGUCGAGCGCUACUUCGCCAUCUGCUUCCCGCUGCGGGCCAAGGUGGUGGUCACCAAGGGCCGCGUGAAGCUGGUCAUCCUUGUCAUCUGGGCCGUGGCCUUCUGCAGCGCGGGGCCCAUCUUCGUGCUGGUGGGCGUGGAGCACGAGAACGGGACCGAUCCUCGGGACACCAACGAGUGCCGCGCCACCGAGUUCGCAGUGCGCUCUGGGCUGCUCACGGUCAUGGUGUGGGUGUCCAGUGUCUUCUUCUUCCUCCCGGUCUUCUGCCUCACCGUGCUCUACAGUCUCAUUGGGAGGAAGCUGUGGCGGAGGCGCGGAGACGCGGCGGUGGGCGCCUCGCUCAGGGACCAGAACCACAAGCAGACAGUGAAGAUGCUUGCUGUGGUGGUGUUCGCUUUCAUCCUCUGCUGGCUGCCCUUCCACGUGGGAAGAUACCUGUUUUCCAAGUCCUUCGAGCCCGGCUCCCUGGAGAUUGCGCAGAUUAGCCAGUACUGCAACCUCGUGUCCUUUGUUCUCUUCUACCUCAGUGCCGCCAUCAACCCCAUUCUGUACAACAUCAUGUCCAAGAAGUACCGCGUGGCAGUGUUCAAACUUCUCGGGUUCGAAUCCUUCUCCCAGAGAAAGCUCUCCACUCUGAAGGAUGAAAGCUCUCGGGUCUGGACCAAGUCGAGCAUCAACACAUGACGGCACGUGGCAGUGCCCAAUCAUCUCUCACUGCUCCACACCAGAAGCCAUAGCCAUGCAGAACUAGGGAGGAAGCAGAAAGGCAGGUUAGGAGUAGAGACAAAGGGAUCUGGAGACACCGGGGGGCGGGGAGUACAGCCGGAUGCGGGGGUGUCUGUGCAGUUUGAUGUGACUGUGCACACAUCAGAGUGCUCUUGCGCCAUCCCUGCAUGUCCCCAUGGUUUUGCAUUUGGAGCUACUGACAGCUUUGCCACACGGAGGAAGGAGACAGAGGCUGAGCAACGGCUUUCCUUCUUGAUGGGCAAACACUAAACCCCAUUUGCUUUUCUCAUCAUACUAAAAAUGAAAUAACAUUACAAACAACUUAAGACAUGACUUCUCAAAGCUAGCAAUCUCCACAAUGCUCCACAGCAUUCACCUAAAUGCACCAUAAUGUACGGCACAUAUGUAAUCAAUAUGAAAUGACUGAGAAGUCCCCUUUCCUCCCCCACAGUAAUUUUGAAACCUAGUAUGUUCCUUACACAGGCAGCCAACUUGAAGCUGGACUGUUAGUUUCAUUAGUAAUAUUUGACACAUUUAACUUGAUCAUGGAAAAAUAGAUUCAACAGCUUAAAUUUCACGAGUACACAAAAACUUAAGUAGCAUAGUCUAUCAUUUUUUUAAAAUUCAAAGUUGCUUAAAAUAAACAAUUCAGUUCUUCUAAGUUGUAGCAGGUACAUUUCAAGUGUUCAACAGACAAAUGUGAUUGGUGGUUAUCAUAGCAAGCAGACACUCCAGAGUGCAUGGGAAAUAAUUAUUAAUCUCACACAAAAUGUUUAAAAAUAAACACCUGUUCCUUCCAAAUGAUUUUUAGUAGUAUAAUAGUAUUGCAGGAUUUUAGAGCAACAGAUGCCAAGGUCACACCUAAUGCUCCAUCUUCAUGGUGGAUGAGAGCAAACUGCAUCCGCAAAAUUAAUAACCCAGUUAAGUUGCAUGCACCAGUUCAGGCAGUGAAACAUUGUAAGAGACACAGACUGCCUUCAUUGACUUAAUAUAUUAGCUAAUCAUGAGCCUUUCAUUCGUCGAUAGGUAGUUAUUAUUUAUUCUGGCCAGCCUAUAGCAACCUAAAGAAUAUCAGAAAGUUACAAACGGUGAAGGCAGGCUCAUGCUUUCCCCAACAUUUAUGCCUUAUGUUAUCCAAAACUUUAAAAGUUUUAAUAAUUUAUCUCUACUUGUCCCUGCCAUGUGAAUAGCAAGGUAGUCUUGCUAUUCACACCUCAUUGCUCAAUGGUUUAUGGGUUUCUGCUCUCAUGGUCUCUUAGUCAUAAUUAUGAAUGAGUACACCUUUCAAUAAAUAUCAUGCAUCUGAGCUAUAAAGACCAAAUUUUCAUUUGUAAAGGUACUACUUUCUGUAUGUUCAACUGCAUGAUCUAAAUCUAUCUUUCCAAUGAUUGUUUCCAUUCUUCUGUGUACUGCUGUCAAGUAAGCAACUCCUACAGAAAGGACUGGUUAAGCUAUUUAAGGCAAGGUUAUUAAGCUGAAGUAGCAGAUUGCCUACUUGCUUUGGAAACAUCAAAAACAAGCAUAAUGAGAAUUACCUUUAAAGAAAUAUUUCUGGAACCCAUGUGGACAUGAAGCUCACUCUAACCACCCAGAUUGUAUCAGCAAAGAACGCUGAUGUUUUCAGUCCCACGAGUUGUCAAUAGUACGUUCAGCUUAUCCAUCUCCUCAAGAGGAAAUUAAAAAUUAAAAAGAGGAAGUUUAACUUCCUGAUCAGUUUUGUCUAUAAAUACACCACACUUGAGAGGAAACAAGUUUUCAAAAGGUAAUGUUUAUCACUGUUUUAGAGAGAAACAAGUCUGACUUCUGACCAGUUGCUUAAUUUCUGUUAGUGGGCCCGUCUCUGUGGUCCAUGCCAACAGUCCUGAGCUCACAUCUGGGGAAUGGACUGCAGAGUAAGGGCCUCUGAGCUUCCCAGUGGCUGACCUGGGAGAUGAAAGGGUGUGUUUAGAGAAGGACUCUUUAAUUUGUCCUCUCCAAUCGUUCCUCCUUUAUUACUUGCAACUUUUUUAUGUUAUUGCAUUCUGUGUAUCGUUUAAGACUCAGGGCUAAAGAAAAUUACCCUGAAGGAGCCUGUGUGGGAAAGCCUACUAUUCCUCAAUAUUUGCUGUGUGCCUGCUAUGUUCUGAGUUCUGAGAAAUUGAUUAACAAGCCAAAGAUUUUUUUCUUCUUAGUGAUCUCACAAUCAUCUCCAUGUUGUGUUGCUGGGUGGGUAGUGGAUAAAAAUAUUUGAAUUACAAAGCAGAUCUCUCUAGUAGGCAAAUAUUAAAUGUCCCCACCACAGAACUGCAAUGGGCCAUUUAUCCCACUUGAGUGUUGUAUUCUUGACUCCAAAUAUGUUUGAAUGGACUGCCACUACAAUAUUGUAGACAGAGCUAACAUGUCUGUUAGUGGGAAUCACGUAGAGGACAUUCGCAAAGGGAAGAAGCCAACUUCUCCCUGUAGUCUCUGCUUCCCUUGCCCAUUGUCAGCAGUCAGGGUUCUGUCAAAGCCUAGGCACUGUCAAAUCAGGGUCAUCGUCUUCCAUAGAGGAAGACACCGUUAUAUGAAGAGGAGCUUUUCAAAUGAUCACUUUAGACAUUUAUGUCUUUCAAUUAUUUUAAAUUGGAAAAUUUAGCUGGGUGUGAUGAUGCAUACUUGUUACCCCAGCCCUUGGAAGUUGAGGCAGGAGGAUUAUCAUUAGUUUAAGGACUGCCUGAGGAGUGAGUUCCAUCACAGCCUGGGAUGCAGAGUGAAACUUCAUUUCAACAAACAAACGACCAUGUUAAAAUCUGUGAUGAGGAAGUUUAGGAACACGCCAGUACCCCCUCUACCUAGGACCACCAUUGUCGGUGACCUGCCUGCAGAGAAGGCUGAGGUGAAAUUAGACUCAAGUCUAAUUUUGUUUUUCAUGCAAAUACUUUCUUUUAACUACCCAAG
Myodes glareolus (Bank vole) is the source of this 4177-nucleotide messenger RNA. RefSeq names its product growth hormone secretagogue receptor (gene Ghsr). Gene Ontology annotation, biological process: G protein-coupled receptor signaling pathway; hormone-mediated signaling pathway. Gene Ontology annotation, molecular function: growth hormone secretagogue receptor activity. The record is from RefSeq and is a predicted model, not a curated record. NCBI's taxonomy places the organism in Eukaryota, Metazoa, Chordata, Mammalia, Rodentia, Cricetidae. Gene Ontology annotation, cellular component: plasma membrane.